Trichechus manatus latirostris (Florida manatee) is the source of this 2553-nucleotide messenger RNA. RefSeq names its product E4F transcription factor 1 (gene E4F1). The record is from RefSeq and is a predicted model, not a curated record. The transcript has 14 exons. Gene Ontology annotation, biological process: regulation of transcription by RNA polymerase II. Bases 14 to 2353 code for a protein of 779 amino acids. Lineage: Eukaryota; Metazoa; Chordata; Mammalia; Sirenia; Trichechidae. Gene Ontology annotation, molecular function: DNA-binding transcription factor activity, RNA polymerase II-specific. Gene Ontology annotation, cellular component: nucleus.
GGCGCGUUGCGACAUGGAGGGCGCGAUGGCAGUGCGGGUGACGGCCGCUCAUACGGCAGAAGCCCGGGCCGAAGCCGGGCGGGAAGCGGGCGGGGGCGGAGUCGCGGCGGCGGCGGCUGCCUUGGCCCCCGGCGGCUUCCUCGGCCUCCCGGCGCCGUUCAGCGAGGAAGAUGAGGACGAUGUGCACAGAUGUGGCCGCUGUCAGGCCGAGUUCACCACCUUGGAGGACUUUGUCCAGCACAAGAUCCAGAAGACCUGCCAGCGGGCCCCUCAGGACACUUUGUCUACCACCCCUGCGGCUGCUGCACUGCUGGGCCAAGAGGUGGUCCGGGCGCCAGCCCCAGAGGAGCCCAUUGCCGUGGCCCACAUCGUGGUGGAGGCGGCCUCUCUGGCGGCAGACCUCGGCCACGCACCCGACAUCGUGGGCGGUGGGCACAUCAAAGAGGUGAUAGUGGCAGCUGAGGCGGAGCCGGGGGCCGGCGAGGUGGCCGAGGCCCCAGGCAGGCCCAGCAGCCAGGUGCUCGCUGGGGAUGGGGAGCCGGCCCAGGUGCAGCUGCUGGUGAACAAGGAGGGCCGGUAUGUGUGCGUGCUGUGCCGCAAGACCUUCAAGACGGGCAGCAUCCUCAAGGCCCACAUGGUCACCCACAGCAGCCGCAAGGACCACGAGUGCAAGCUCUGCGGGGCCUCCUUCCGGACCAAGGGCUCGCUCAUCCGGCAUCACCGGCGGCACACGGACGAGCGCCCCUAUAAGUGCGCCAAGUGUGGGAAGAGCUUCCGGGAGUCGGGUGCACUGACCCGCCACCUCAAGUCUCUCACCCCGUGCACGGAAAAGAUCCGCUUCAGUGUGAAUAAGGACGCGGCCGUCGGCAAAGAGGAGGGGCCCGCAGGGUCAGGUGCUGCCGGCGUGGGGGCGCUUGCGUCGUCUGCGGUGGCGGGCGAGCCCAUGGAGACGUCGCCCGUGAUCCACCUGGUGACAGAUGCCAAGGGUACCGUCAUCCACGAAGUCCACGUGCAGAUGCAGGAGCUGCCCCUGGGCAUGAAGGCCCUGGGCCCGGAGCCCCCCGGCCCUGAGGAGCUGCCCUCUACUGGCGAGGGCGACCCCGAGAACCUCCUGCACCAGGCCAUGCAGAACUCCGGCAUCGUUCUCGAGCGGGUGGCGGGGGAUGAGGGGGCCGCCCUGGAGCCAGCCCCUCCCACUGAGCCCAGUCCCCAGGCCCUGGGAGACGGUCCCCCGGAGCUGCCACUGCUGGCUGUGGAGCACACAGAGACACAGGUGGCCAGCGAGGCUGCAGGCGUGCCCAGGACCCACCCGUGCCCUCAGUGCAGUGAGACCUUUCCCACGGCCGCCACGCUGGAGGCCCACAAGCGGGGCCAUGCAGGGCCGCGGCCGUUCGCCUGUGCGCAGUGUGGCAAGGCCUUCCCCAAGGCCUACCUGCUCAAGAAGCACCAGGAGGUACAUGUCCACGAGCGGCGCUUCCGCUGCGGGGACUGUGGGAAGCUCUACAAGACCAUCGCCCACGUCCGCGGCCACCGGCGCGUCCACUCGGACGAGCGGCCCUACCCCUGUCCCGAGUGCGGCAAGCGCUACAAGACCAAGAAUGCCCAGCAGGUGCACUUCCGGACACACCUGGAGGAGAAGCCGCAUGUGUGCCAGUUCUGCAGCCGCGGCUUCCGAGAGAAGGGCUCGCUGGUGCGGCACGUGCGGCACCACACCGGCGAGAAGCCCUUCAAGUGCUACCGCUGCGGCCGCGGCUUCGCCGAGCACGGCACGCUCAACCGGCACCUGCGCACCAAAGGGGGCUGCAUGCUGGAGGUGGAGGAAGUGCUGGUGUCGGAGAGCCCCGCGGCUGCAGCCGCUGUCCUGGCCGAGGACCCGCACACCGUUUUGGUGGAGUUCUCGUCGAUGGUGGCGGACACCCAGGAGUACAUCAUUGAGGCCACCGCGGAUGACGCAGAGACCAGUGAAGCCACGGAGAUCAUUGAGGGCACCCAGACGGAGGUGGACAGCCACAUCAUGAAGGUGGUGCAGCAGAUCGUGCACCAGGCUGGCGCAGGGCACCAGAUCAUCGUACAGAACAUGACCGUGGACCAGCAGGCUGGGCUGGGCGCCGAGGCCGCUGCCGACACCAUCACCAUCGCCACCCCUGAGAGCCUGACGGAGCAGGUGGCCAUGACGCUGGCCUCGGCCAUCAGUGAGGGCACUGUGCUGACGGCUCGGGCAGGCGCCCAUGGCGCUGAGCAGGCCACCGUGACCAUGGUGUCGUCAGAGGACAUCGAGAUCCUGGAGCACGCGGGCGAGCUGGUCAUCGCCUCGCCAGAGGGCCAGAUCGAGGUGCAGACGGUCAUCGUGUAGCAGGGCCGCCAGCUGGGCGGGGCCCGGGUGCAGAGGGGACGGCACAGCGGCCGGGCGUCCAGGAGGAUGUCGGGGUGUAAAUACAGUUUUUGUUGCUUUACAAUAAAACAUGAAAAACCCACAGCUUGUGAAUGUUGAGGCAGUGGUGUCCCCGGGGUGUCAGCCACCGCCCUGGCAGGUUCCCCACCUGCCACACUUGC